ACGUAACGCUUCCAUUUUUUUCACCGAGCCGAUUUCGUUUUGUUUUGAUCCGCCCAUCUCAGAAUGCUACCGUCGAGGCUGCCGAGCGCGUCAGUGCACUGUUCGUUGCGUUACCGAGUUGUCACCGUCAAGCAACCAGCCGCCGCAAGAAUAUACCCCAGAGGAAAUAUUUUGUUUGCCCACCUUACAUAGUCCUCCGCGGGCCGGAUAACACCCGCCUUGAUUUUAAUUUCAACUGUGAUUUUGCUGUGCUUGUUUGGGCAUUGAUAUUCAGUGCAAGCUGGAGAAGAUGACUGAAGAAGCGUUGGUAAAGGAGAGGACGAAGCUUCGAGGUAAGGCUACAAAGCUGGUCAAUGAUUUAAAAGAGUACAGAGCAGGAUCUGUGGAUCAAGAUGAUCUGGCUUACAAAAUCCAUGUUUUGAGUCAGCUGGAGGAGCAGAUGGUGUCACUGCAGGGUGUGCUCAGUUCUAAGGGUGUACCCGAUGAGACGUCUCAUAUUGAUACUCUGAGGGAAGAGGUGUUCAAGGCUCGGCGUCAGCUGAUCAGGAUUGAGAGUGCUGUAGUGGCUCCCCCCGCCCCAACUCAGUCUGAUGUCACAGAUCUCAGGGUGUCUGACGUCAAGUUGCCAGUGUUCGGUGGGGACUUCCUGCAGUGGUCAGAGUUUUGGGACCUCUACGAAGUUGCUGUACACACCAACCCAAGGUACGCAACUGUACAGAAAUUUGUCUUACUUAAGAGUCACCUGUCUGGUCUUGCACUACAGUGUAUCAAGGGCAUACCAGUGUCUGACGUGUGUUACGACUCUGCUGUGGACACAUUGAAGGACAGGUUUUGUCAAACUGAGAGAGUAAAAGAGGAGAUAAUUAAGGGGCUGCUGAACAUGCCGUGUGCAACCGAUGACUUGACCUCGAUGAGGUCUUUUAUUGAUCAUCUGACGUCUCACGUGAGGACUCUAACAGCGAUGGGAGUCGGCUGUGACAGUUUUUCCAGCCUGCUGCUACCCAUAGCAAAAGGAAAACUGCCUGAGCCGUGGAGACUGGAGUGGGCGCGGCAGCAUCAGCCGUCUCCAGGACUGGAGGAGUUCCUGCAGUUUCUCCAGAGGGAGAUGAACAUCCGAGAGGAGGCUGGCUUCUGCAGUAAGCGUCCAACAGCCCAGGAGAGAGGCUCCCCACCCACAGUGAGUGCUCUUGCGGUCAGUCAGAGUCGAGUCAGCCCAGCCCCAGCCAGUGUAUGGACUUGUGCAGCAUGUACCAAGUACAAGCAUGGCCUGAACAAAUGUUUUGCUUAUCAGAGGAUGUCUGUGGAGGAAAGAUGGGCAGUAGUGAGGAGAGCUGGGUUGUGUUACCAAUGUCUCGGACCCCACCUUGUUCGUCAGUGCAAAAGCAGGUCAUGCACGGUGUGCGGUGCUGCACAUCACACGUCUCUGCAUGCCGCUCCUGCUGCUGCGCUGCCUGCAGUCCCUGCUCGUGUAGCCGCACCUCCAGCGGCUCCUGGGCAUGCUGCUGCAGCACCUCAGGCUCAUGCGCACGCAUCUGCUCUGCCUGCUGCUCCUGCACCUGGCGCUGGCAUGGAUCCGCCUGCUGGUAAGCAGCCCGUGUAUGAUGUUCGUCAAACUUGGCAGCCCGGCUAUAGGUGGCAGCACUGUUCGGCAGCGGUGAGUGCUGACUGUGUUGGCAAUGACAUGCAUGGCCAAGUGUGCUACAACCAAACUGUACUGGUUGAUGCUGUUGGGCCCCUGGGCACUAAACAGGUCCGUGUCAUGAUUGAUGGGGGAUCAGACUCUUCAUUCAUCAGGGCCUCUGUCGCUGAAGAGCUCGGGCUGGCGGUACUGGGACAGGGGACAUUCGCCUGUAUUGGAUUCCCUGAGCGUGUUGAGGAGGCACGCACCUAUGACCAGGUCAAGGUGACCUUGAGGAGCCGUCACACAGGUGAGGGAAAGGAGCUCCAGUUCUGGAAGAGUGAUCGCUUGUGUGCGCCUGUAAAUGACAGAAAACCCGACUUUUUGUCGCUCCCAAGUGGUGUGAAGCUGGCUGAUGAUUACCAGGGGGGACCUGUUGAUCUGUUGAUCGGCCUGGAUCAGAUGUACCAUGUUGUGCUGUGGAACCAUGUCCAGGUCUCACCAGCUCUCAGGCUGAUCGAGACGAUCUUCGGACACGUGCUGCACGGAGCAGCGCCGAGCCAGCAGCAACCAGCGCGCCGACACGUCUACCGAUGCCAAACCGUGGAGCAGAUGUGGACACUGGACGCCGUGGGGGUCGCCCAAGAUGAAGUGAGUACCUGUAUGCCUAACUUUGAAGAACCUACCUGGGUUCCUGCUGCGAAUCGCUACGAGAUGUCGUUGUUGUGGAAGUCGGACCGUCGCCCCGUCGCUAACCUGGCUGUUGCAGAGAGUCGCACCCGCCGUAUGACCGAGAAGCUGACCGCAGAGGAGUUCGACGAGUACGACAGUCACCUGGCCAACCUGAGGAAGACCGGCGUCAUCGAGGACGCGCCCAUCGCUGAAGAUCGAGAGUCUGCGUUCUACCUACCGCACCACGGGGUGCAUCGGAACGGCAAACUACGCGUGGUGUACGACGGCUCGGCAGCUGACGGCAGCGGCUACAGUCUCAACUCGUACUUGGAAUCUGGUGAGAAUCUGCUCAGUCGAGUGCCUGCUGUCCUGCUGAACUUUCGCAGAGGUCCGGUGGCCUGUCAGACGGACAUCCAGGCCGCGUUUCACCAGAUUCUUGUACGCCUAGAGGACAGACCUUACCUGCAGUUCUUUUGGCUGGAUCGUGUGCUGAGGUUCCAGAGAGUACCAUUUGGUUUGAAGUGUUCGCCGUAUAUGCUGCUGCAGACUGUUAACACCCACCUCAGGUACCAGAGCGCGGAGCAGGACCUGUGCGAUAAGGUGCGCUCCGGUCUGUAUAUGGAUGACAUAUGUCUCACCUUCUCUAGCAAGGAUGAAGCCUGCAGAGCGAUGGAGAAGACUCGCGUGAUAUUCCAGGAGGCUGGAAUGUCUCUGCACAAGACGCGAGUGACCGGGGACGUGUGUGAGGAUGCGCCUGUCCUGGGUCUGAUGUGGAGCACCACUCGUGAUGAGCUCGCUGUGGUUGUCCCAGAGUCGACCUGUCCUGUAACCAAAAGUCAGCUGCUGUCUGCUUUAUCACGACCGUUUGACCCGCUUGGUGUACUCGUGCCAUGGAUCAUUCGUGGAAAGGUCCUCUUCCAGGAGACUUGGAGGACUAUGCCGCCCGGCGUGUGGGAGGAGAGGCUGCCGGAAGCACUUCAGGCAGAGGUCAGAGCCUGGUGGGCCUCAGCCCGUCAGCUGAUAUGGUUUCCCCGACCGUGUACCAUUACCUUAUCGGAGGAAGCGACGUAUCACGUGUUCUGUGAUGCCUCAGCCGUCGCCUUCUGUGCCGCUGUGUAUGCUGUGCAGGGUGGGGAGGCGAAGCUCCUGAUCGCCCGGAGCCGACUCGCCCCCCUCUCCACCCAGCUGACCAUCCCCCGCCUGGAGCUGAUGGGGGCCUUGAUUGGGGCGCGUUUGAUGGAUUUCGUUAGGAAGUCGUUGAACAUGUCGUCUCCUACAGUGUACUUUUGGACAGACUCUAUGGACGUCAUCUACUGGAUCUCCUGUGGGAGACCACGGAAGCUCUUCGUGGAGAAUCGCGUCUCGGCCAUCCUCCAGCUCUCGCGCGCGGACCAGUGGCGACACGUCAGGGGUGAGGAGAACCCAGCGGACCUCGGCACAAGAGGUAUGUCUCUCGAGUCACUGGCGAAGAGUGCCAUGUGGUGGCACGGACCGAAGUUUAUCGUUGAUGGCGUGGACACUGUUGAUGUGUUGCCUGUUCCAGCUGAGCCCAGCGCUGACGCGAUUCAGGAGCUGAAGCCGACCAAGACUGGUGAGUCGAGACGUGUGGAGGCCUGCACUGUGAGUCGGGACUCAGAGCGGCCGCCGACCGUAUCCCUGUUCGAUGUGACUGAAUGUUCGUCGUUGAAGCAGGCGGUGAACCGCUACGCCUGGGUAUUGAGGUUCGUUGACAAUGCCCGCAGACCCCGAGCGGAGAGAGAGGAUUCUUCGCAGCUGACCACCGAAGAGAGGAGGCGCGCACUGCGGCUGCUAAUCGGGGAAGCGCAAGAGAGGCACUUCGGAUUGGAGCUCGAGGCUCUCCGCGCUUGCCAACCUCUCCCGGGCACCCGCGUGACGCUCGCUGUAGCUGCCGCAGAGUACAUGGUGAGGCGGCGAGCUGUUCGCCGUGUCGUCGACACCUGCACCCGAUGCCGGAGAUACCGCGGCCUGCCGUACCGAUCGCCGGAGGGUGCGCUGCCGACGUUCAGGACCCAGCCUGCACGACCGUUCUCCAAAGUGGGAGUUGACUUCAUGGGGCCACUGUAUGUGGACGGGCACCAGAAGAAGGUAUGGAUUUUGUUAAUCACCUGUGCCACCUCACGAGCGGUACACCUAGAACUCGUCCGCUCUCAAGCGUCGUCUGACCUCAUCAUUGCAUUAAGGCGCUUCUUUGCACUGCGAGGCACCCCCAUUCUGGUCUACAGCGAUAACGCUCGCACCUUUCACGCGCUGACCGGUCACCUUCCCCACUCUGUGACGUGGAAGUUUAUCCCCGAAUCGGCCCCGUGGUGGGGGGGAUAUUGGGAACGACUUGUAGGAGUUACCAAGAAGGCUCUGAGAAUAACACUGCACCUGUGCCAUCUCAGCUUCGAGGAGCUGUCGGUUACUCUAUAUGAGCUGGCUUUUGCGAUCAAUUUGCGACCUCUCACUCAGGAUGACGGAGAGAAUGUUCUCACACCCGCCCACUUCUUGUUCGGUGUUACUGCUAUCAAUGGGGUUCUCUGUCCAUCUCUGAACGAGUCUCCAAUCACCAGGGCCUGGAGACAUCGGAGGCGAGUGUGCGACCACCUCAACCGGCGAUGGAUAUCUGAGUACCUGAGUGCCCUGCGGUGCUGGAGCACCUCUCCGCGCGGCCGGCCGAGUCGUGUCCCCGGCGUCGGCGACGUCGUCCUGGUGCGAGACGAGGGGCCGCGCGGCGGGUGGCCGCUGGCCCGCGUCGCCGAGCUGCUGCGUGGGCCGGACGGGCAGGCUCGCGCCGCGGUGAUAGUGCUGCGCGGCAGGACCACGCGGCGCCCUGUCAACAAACUCUACGCGCUGGAGGCCGCCGGCGAGUAGGCCUGCGAUGGUGACUGUUAGCGCGCCGCUCGCAGUGAAGUGUUGUGUUUUGUUGUGUUUGAAGUGCCUGUUUUACCGUGUGCAAUUGUAACCGGUUUUCGAAGUUCAUAGAACUUCGAGUGGGGAGAAUGUUAUGAAUUCGUGGUCUUGUUCCUUUUUUUACCUUCACCCGUGCGUAUACUAAUGUAACCUACCUUUCCUACCCCAGUAAAACUUUCCUUUAUUUGCCCGCCCUUUUCCUGAAUCCUUCACAAUUAGGUUGUGACGUAACGCUUCCAUUUUUUUCACCGAGCCGAUUUCGUUUUGUUUUGAUCCGCCCAUCUCAGAAUGCUACCGUCGAGGCUGCCGAGCGCGUCAGUGCACUGUUCGUUGCGUUACCGAGUUGUCACCGUCAAGCAACCAGCCGCCGCAAGAAUAUACCCCAGAGGAAA
Amphibalanus amphitrite is the source of this 5595-nucleotide messenger RNA. RefSeq lists its product as uncharacterized. Lineage: Eukaryota; Metazoa; Arthropoda; Thecostraca; Balanomorpha; Balanidae. The transcript has 2 exons. Gene Ontology annotation, molecular function: nucleic acid binding. The coding region runs from base 290 to 5164 and encodes 1624 amino acids. Gene Ontology annotation, biological process: DNA integration. The record is from RefSeq and is a predicted model, not a curated record.